AAAUAAAGAGAAAAAAAAAAAAAAGAAAAAGAAAAAACAACAGAACAGAAGCCAAAGGGUCCGCACCGCAGCGGGAGGAGAAGCAAACGGGAAAACACGAAGCUGCUAAUGGACCCAAGCGACGCCUUCUCCGCCAGCUUGUUCCGGUGGGACCCUCGCGCCGCCGCUGCACCUCCCCCAGCCACCGUACAUCCAUGCCCCUCCCCGCUGUCCAUGGCCCAUCAAGCCCCAGACGGCCCACCAGAGGCCCUGCGGGCCGCCGCCGCACGAGAGCUCGAAGACGUGUUUGAAGGGUACGGAGUUCGGUACGCGACGGUGGCCCGAAUUGGGGAUUUGGGGUUCACGGCGAGCACGCUGGUCGGGAUGAGGGAGGAGGAGGUGGACGAUAUGAUGGCCACGCUUUCACAUCUUUUCCGGUGGGAUCUUCUCGUCGGCGAGCGAUACGGAAUCAAGGCGGCUAUUAGAGCCGAGCGCCGCCGAAUUGAAGCGAUGUUUUUGCCUCCGGUGAUCGCCGGAGCUCACCAUCACAAUCAUCAUCAUGCCGGAAGCAUACUCGGCUCCGGCGCCGGCCAACAUAGCUUGAUGUCUGAUGAUCCAAGGAGGAGGCUUCUUUUACUCUCGCCGGACCAGCACAACGCUCUCGACGCACUUUCCCAAGAAGGACUUUCAGAAGAACCGGUCAUGGCGGGACCCCCCGCGGGGGGGGGGGGCGAGGCGCCUGCCAUUAGAGAAGGAAAGGGGAAGAAUCCUCAGCGGCGAAGCAGCGGGAAAAAGGACGGCUCCUCCAUUAAGAACAGGAAGAAGAAGAAGAAAGGAUUGGAAGCAGAUGAUGAUGAAGAGGAAGAUGUGGAAGUGUGGGGAAGAUGUUCCAUGCCGGGAGAUGAGAACGACGAUAUCGACGACGGGGAGGAGUCGGAGACGGAGAGGAGCGGCGGAGGGGAGAGGCAGAGGGAGCAUCCGUUCAUUGUGACGGAGCCCGGCGAGGUGGCGCGGGCGAAGAAGAACGGGCUGGAUUAUCUGUUUCAUCUUUACGAGCAGUGCCAUGAGUUUCUGCUCCAAGUCCAGGCGGUGGCGAAGGAUCGCGGCGACAAGUGCCCCACCAAGGUGACUAACCUUGUAUUCCGGUACGCGAAGAAAGUAGGAGCAAGCUACAUAAACAAGCCCAAAAUGCGGCACUACGUCCACUGCUACGCCCUCCACGUCCUCGACGAAGAGGCCUCCAACGCCCUCCGCCGGGCCUUCAAGGAGCGCGGCGAGAACGUUGGGGCCUGGCGCCUCGCCUGCUACAAGCCCCUCGUCGCCAUCUCCGCCGCCCACUCCUUCGACAUCGACGCCGUCUUCAACGCCCAUCCCCGCCUCUCAAUCUGGUAUGUUCCCACCAAACUCCGUCAGCUCUGCCAUCUCGCUCGUAGCUCGUCACAGCCAAGCGUCGCCGCGGCGGCGGUUGCCGGAAGCAGCAGCGGUUCAACCCACCGCUCACUCGUGGGAUCUGAUGCUGGAAUCCCUCCUUCCAUGUUUUAGAUAGAUGCUAUUUGAUUUAGACUGUAAUGCAUGCAUGAGUUUAGGGUGCGUUUACGUGCGCAUGGUUUAAGUAUGUAGGGAUUAAUGUGGCUUAUUUUUAGCCAUAUGAUUAAGAAGAAGGGAUGGAACUG
Messenger RNA from Phalaenopsis equestris, 1652 nucleotides. RefSeq names its product floricaula/leafy homolog. Lineage: Eukaryota; Viridiplantae; Streptophyta; Magnoliopsida; Asparagales; Orchidaceae. The record is from RefSeq and is a predicted model, not a curated record. Gene Ontology annotation, biological process: regulation of DNA-templated transcription. Gene Ontology annotation, molecular function: DNA binding.